Molecule: messenger RNA, 2451 nt
Organism: Symphalangus syndactylus (siamang)
Lineage: Eukaryota; Metazoa; Chordata; Mammalia; Primates; Hylobatidae
Gene: NAT1
Product: N-acetyltransferase 1
Molecular function (GO): arylamine N-acetyltransferase activity
Source: RefSeq, a predicted model, not a curated record
GUGCCUUUCUGAGAGCUCUCAGUGGGCUUCCUAAGCACGUUCACUCUGCCUCCUUUAAGUCUUAUAUUUAUGAUCAAGAUGAAAGGGAGGGAUGUAUCACUGCACAGAGAUUCUACAAGUGGAUAUAUAAAGCUAAUAAUGUUUUCAGUGAGCUCUUCUCCUGGCAACUACUUUCCAAAUGCUUUCAGCAUUCCACCUUGAAGCACAACGUUAAUAAUGCACAAUUUCUUAUGUUCAGCCACAAAAUGUUCAAGUGUGAUUUGGUUACAACAUAUUGCUCUAUCCAGGCCUCUAACAAAACUGACUUCUUUCAAAUGGACUUGCAGUUGCUAAAUUCCAAAUCAACACUUUAUCUUAAAAAAAGAAAAGGUAAUCCCAGCACUUUGGGAGGCCGAGGCCGGCGGAUCACGAGGUCAGGAGAUCGAGACCAUUCUGGCUAACACGGUGAAACCCCGUCUCUACUAAAAAUACAAAAAAUUGGCCGGGCAUGGUGGCGGGCGCCUGUGGUCCCAGCUACUUGGGAGGCUGAGGCAGGAGAAUGGCUGGUGUGAACCCGGGAGGCGGAGCUUGCAGUGAGCCGAGAUCGCGCCACUGCACUCUGGCCUGGGCGAAAGAGCAAGACUCCGUCUCAAAAAAAAAAAAAAAUAAAAAAUAAAAGGAGGGGAAGGGUGGAGGGAGGGGAACAGAGAGGGUACAAGAGACAAAAAAAGAAAAAGAGGAAAACAAAUGCUUGUAAACAAGUUAUACCAAAUAAAAGAGAUAUAAAAUAAUUUCUUAAGGAAUGAUAUUCUAAGCAAGAAUCAAAUGUCCAGGGGAUCAUGGACAUUGAAGCAUAUUUUGAAAGAAUUGGCUAUAAGAAGUCUAGGAACAAAUUGGACUUGGAAACAUUAACUGACAUUCUUCAGCACCAGAUCCGAGCUGUUCCCUUUGAGAACCUUAACAUCCAUUGUGGGGAAGCCAUGGACUUAGGCUUAGAGGCCAUUUUUGAUCAAGUUGUGAGAAGAAAUCGGGGUGGGUGGUGUCUUCAGGUCAAUCAUCUUCUGUACUGGGCUCUGACCACUAUUGGUUUUGAGACCACGAUUUUGGGAGGGUAUGUUUACAGCACUCCAGCCAAAAAAUACAGCACUGGCAUGAUUCACCUUCUCCUGCAGGUGACCAUUGAUGGCAGGAACUACAUUGUCGACGCUGGGUUUGGACGCUCAUACCAGAUGUGGCAGCCUCUGGAGUUAAUUUCUGGGAAGGAUCAGCCUCAGGUGCCUUGCAUCUUCCGAUUGACGGAAGAGAAUGGAUUCUGGUAUCUAGACCAAAUCAGAAGGGAACAGUACAUUCCAAAUGAAGAAUUUCUUAAUUCUGAUCUCCUAGAAGACAGCAAAUACCGAAAAAUCUACUCCUUUACUCUUGAGCCUCGAACAAUUGAAGAUUUUGAGUCUGUGAAUACAUACCUGCAGACAUCUCCAGCAUCUGUGUUUACUAGUAAAUCAUUUUGUUCCUUGCAGACCCCAGAUGGGGUUCACUGUUUGGUGGGCUUCACCCUCACCUAUAGGAGAUUCACUUAUAAGGACAAUACAGAUCUGAUAGAGUUCAAGACUCUGAAUGAGGAAGAAAUAGAAAAAGUGCUGAAAAAUAUAUUUAAUAUUUCCUUGGAGAGAAAGCUUGUGCCCAAACAUGGUGAUAGAUUUUUUACUAUUUAGAAUAAGGAGUAAAACAAUCUUGUCUAUUUGUCACCCAGCUCACCAGUUAUCAACUGAUGACCUAUCAUGUAUCUUCUGUACCCUUACCUUAUUUUGAAGAAAAUCCUAGACAUCAAAUCAUUUCACCUGUAAAAAUGUCAUCAUAUAUAAUCAAACAGCUUUUUAAAGAAACAUAACCACAAACCUUUUCAAAUAAUAAUAAUAAAUGUAUUUUAAAGAUGGCCUGUGGUUAUCUUGGAAAUUGGUGAUUUAUUUUAGAAAGCUUUUAAUGUUGGUUUAUUGUUGAAUUCCUAGAAAACUUCUAUUGGUAGAUGAGUAUAUAAAAUAUUGUAAAAAAAACUUAUUGUCUAUAAAGUAUAUUAAAACAUUGUUGGCUAAUAUGAUUUGAAAAAAAGUGGUUUUUUGGAAGACUUAGGGUAUUAUGGGGCUACAUAAUUUUUCCUCAAUGCUCUCUUCCUCUGAUCUUUCUUGUCUCUUAAAUUACUUUACUUCCUUGCACACUUUGCCAUAUGAGAACGAACACGAGCUUUUCUUGUGUGGACCUGAGUUGAAAUCCUGUGGACACUGGGUGAAUUACUUUUUAGAUCUGUAGCUCUGACUCCUCAGGCAUAAAAUGGGAAUAAUGCUUUUACAGUUCAGUGGCAGAACUAAACUCCCAACAAAUAUUUGUUAUAUGGAUCAAUUAAUAAUGUCAGUAAUGUUUUUGGUACAAAGUCAUUAUUUAAUAAAAGUUAUUGUUCUAUCUUGCUUGCCCCCCCCA